Molecule: messenger RNA, 806 nt
Organism: Otolemur garnettii (small-eared galago)
Lineage: Eukaryota; Metazoa; Chordata; Mammalia; Primates; Galagidae
Gene: CCL28
Product: C-C motif chemokine ligand 28
Exons: 3
Coding region: 276-512 (78 amino acids)
Biological process (GO): cell chemotaxis; positive regulation of cell-matrix adhesion; immune response
Cellular component (GO): extracellular region
Molecular function (GO): chemokine activity
Source: RefSeq, a predicted model, not a curated record
GUCCUGGUGACUUGUGUCUUUUUAAAGGUCAGAAUUCCAGAAGUACAGUUAUGGUGGGCCAAGAGAUAUCAGGUUCUGUGGGUUUGACCUCAGAUUCUGUGAGAUACACAAUUCAGACAAGACUUCUGUUCUCUUCUACUCGUGCUCUGAAUAUGUAGUUCCUCCUGCUUGGAAUGCUCCACUCCUCCUCUUAAUUAGCCAUACUUCCCAUUGCCUCCAGCUGUUGCACCGAGGUUUCACAUCAUAUUUCCAGAAGGCUUCUGGAAAGAGUGAAUAUGUGUCGCAUCCAGAGAGCUGAUGGAGACUGUGACUUAGCUGCUGUCAUCCUUCAUGUCAAACGCAGAAGAAUCUGUGUCAGCCCACACAACCAUACUAUUGAGCAGUGGAUGAAAGCAGCCAGGAAAAAUGGAAAAGGCAACCUCUGCCAUAAGAAGAAACCCCAAGGCAAGAGGAACAGUAACAAGGCACAUCAGAGGAAACAUGUAAUCUACAGCCUUAAAUCUCCUUAUUAGAGAGUUUACAAAGGAAUCUACAAAGAUGGUCCUGCCAGUGAACUUGGCCAUGGUUGGUUAUAAAUUUGUCACCUGAAUUUUCCUUAUUGGCAGACAACAGAUUUUAAAAAAUGAAUAAUUGUACAAUAUGCAAGUGUAGCCAAUAAUAUACGUAACUGAAAAAUGAAAUGGAAAGAGCAUGUAGAUAUAAUUUCUCCAACUUUUUUAUUGGGAAGUUUUCCAGACCUAUAGAGAAAUUAAAAGGAUGGCACAAUGAAUACCUAUAUAUCUUUCAUCUAUAUUAGUCAUUAUUAU